UGGUUUUUUUUUUUGCUAAACUAUAUGUAAUUUGCCAAACUCAUAGUAAAUUACAAAGUCUAGCUUGCUCUCUGAGUCUCAAUAUCUCACAUCGGCUUCACUCUCCACCGUCGCUGCUGCCUCCGUGCUCGUCACUGUCGUCGUAUCCGCAUUCCUGUAGGAGUUUCUUUCUUGGAAUAUGGAUCCUACCAUGAAACAAUUCCAACAAAAAUUAACAGAAGUGGAACUGGAAGCCGAGCUUCUUCUUUUGGCCCGGCAUCAGAUGGUUGAGAAUGAUAAAUUGAGAAAUGGGAAUAGAGAAGCACUGACUGCAUUAAGGAAGAGGGCUCGGACAACCAAGACUAGUGUUCCGACUCCUUUUGAAUCGAUGAUGAAGGGAGUCGAAGGGUCGAGGUCAAGACCCUUGGUGCAAGAAGUGUGUAACACCUGUGGUAACCAUGAUUCAUUCGAGAAGACGUGGAUGAUGUUUCCAGGAACUGAUAUGUUUGCCAGCAUCCCAUUCCAUGCUGCCCACACUAUCUUGGAAACAGAUCAACCUCGACUUGACUUUGAGGCAAAGAAGCUACAGAGCAUAGUGAAGGAAAAAUCAUUACUUAUUUCAGAGACAGGUGCCCUUGCUGAUAAGAUAGGACCAGGCGUGGUUAGAUCUCUUGUAACCUUAAACGACUAGUUAAAGUAAAGAUGCCUGAGCUUACGACUGUGUGGCGACCAAGUUUUUCUUAUAUCAAUUAGUUACAAAAUGGCUAUGUGUUCUAGAAGAAAUCUUCUUAGGGUAUCUGGGUGGCUUAUGCUUAUCUAAUCUUAUCUCUUGUAAUUAUAAACCAAAUGCUUAUUUUAAAUCCUCAAGUUUACCUCUUGGUUACUUCAUUCAAUGUAAUGGAGAUUUUGCCACA
Arachis duranensis is the source of this 893-nucleotide messenger RNA. RefSeq lists its product as uncharacterized. The coding region runs from base 179 to 670 and encodes 163 amino acids. The transcript is spliced from 4 exons. Lineage: Eukaryota; Viridiplantae; Streptophyta; Magnoliopsida; Fabales; Fabaceae. The record is from RefSeq and is a predicted model, not a curated record.